AGUUUUCCAACACCGAUCAAUCAGCUGUUUUUCAGUUUUAAUCUCUUGUUGGUUUGUUUUGAUUUUCCUGCCAAUUUUUGUUAUUAUGUUGAAGAGCAGCAAUUUAAAUAGUGUCCUUAAUGAAAUCCCUGACCAAACAAAAAGGGAUCCGGCAGUGUCACCUUCCCCCGAUGGAAACAAAAAACAGAAAGCGGAAACCUGUUGCUCAUCCAAGGAUCAGGAUGUUAUGGGUAGUCUAGCCGCUUUGCAAUUGUCCGCUGGGGUACUGCAAAUAGCGGAACCUCCGCUAGAACAUGUUCGCGUACAACUUAGGGAAUUGAUUGGAAGGCAGAACAAAAUAUACAUCGAUUUGUCCAAGGAGAAAUACAAACUGGAUUGCAGCGAAGUGGCCAGACUGAAUGACAUGAUGAGCGAUGUGAAGCGAUACAAAGAAAAACUGACAAAGAUCAAGAAGGAAAUGCAGGGCGUCUACCAGCGCACCAAAGAAUUGAAGAAACGCGCCGCAAACGUGGCGGCCUGCAAGCAGCGCGACUACCAGCGCAAACUCGAAAAGCAACAGCAUGAGGAGUCGCUCAUCGGCAGCCAGUAGAAGCACUAGAUUAUCAGAUCCCAUCUGACCAGGUGGAUCUGGGAUUUUACAAGUUCAACACCUCGUAAAGGCGCAUUUACAUUGGGAUUCCCGAUAACAACUUAACAAAGAUAACAGUUGAACAAAAGUUAAACCAUUUGGAUACAUAAUAAUAAUUAUUGUAUACGUUAUAAGAACUGGCUAUCGUAUGCCUGCGAUAAGUCGAAAAACAUUACAUUGUAUAUUGUGUAUAGUUAAGUAAAUACUUAAGAGAUUUCGCAAAAAUAAGAGACACAUGCACCCGGAACAGGGGAAGCCAUUGACUACGUUGAUACAUUUAGCUACCAAUAUUACAUAUAAAUAUACAAACUCGUUAAACAUUAA
Drosophila ficusphila is the source of this 952-nucleotide messenger RNA. RefSeq names its product biogenesis of lysosome-related organelles complex 1 subunit 6 (gene Pldn). Gene Ontology annotation, cellular component: BLOC-1 complex; transport vesicle; extrinsic component of membrane. Bases 86 to 589 code for a protein of 167 amino acids. Gene Ontology annotation, biological process: intracellular transport. Lineage: Eukaryota; Metazoa; Arthropoda; Insecta; Diptera; Drosophilidae. The transcript has 5 exons. The record is from RefSeq and is a predicted model, not a curated record.